UUCGCCAAGCGUGAAGGGUGUUAGCACUGAUGCUGUCGUCAUGGAGAUAAGUGCUGCUAUGGCGCCACGAAAACGUUGUCGCUACUCGACUCCCUGGUGGAAAUUGAAACUGCCUUCUGACGAACCACCGCUUUGUGAGCUUAGUAGCGAGGAAGACCUGUGGAAACCGCUCCCUCCUCCGGGUGCGCAUCAGGCAGAUCGGCAAGGAAGCAUAUUAGCUGUCAAGGACUACGUGUAUGUACCAGCUCUCGAUCUGCGCGUUGUGAGACGAGAUGACGAGAAUGUUGAGGGCAUAGAAGAAAACGUUCCAGUUGCUGAUGACGAUGAGGGGCUGCAGGAGAAGACUGUGCCAGCACAUGAAUGCAGAAUGAAUAACGGCAAAGAUGCAGCUGUUACUGGUCGCGAAGUGGAAGAUCAAGAAGCUCAGCUUCUAGAAGAAGCUAAUAAUCUACCUGGAGUAAGACACGAAAUGGAAGGCCAAUCGAUAAAUGGCGUGGAAGAAGCUAACAAAACAUCUGUCAUCCGAAAUGGACAGGCAGAACAACGAACACAGUUCAACAAAAGAGAGAAUGCUGCGACUGGUUCAGUAUAUAAGGUGGUAGAGCUACUGGCACAGCCCAUGGAAACAUUCGACAAUAGAGGUGCUGCCACCCACGGUUUGUCUGAGCAGCGGACACAGUCUUUGCAAAGAGCCAGCAGCGGAACUGGUGCUAUUCAGGUAGUUUACAAGAAACACACACAGCCAAUGGAAGAAGCGAACAAUAGAGACAGCGCCAGACGGGGGCUGGUAAAUGAUGUAUCACAGCCCAUACAUGGAGAGAGUAGUAAAGCUGGCACUAGACAUGGUUUUGUAAAGCAACGACCAGAGCUUGUGGAAGAAGCCAACAGUAGAGCUGGUGUCAUACUGCAAGGGGUAGAGCAACGGACGCUGCCUCUGGGUGGAACCAACAUCAUUGCAAGUGUCAGACACGAUUUGACAGACCAACAGGAAGGGCACAUUCCAGUUGCAAACAAUGGAGAUGGCACUAGACAUUGUCGGGUAGAGCAGGAUCAAAAUGUAGGAGCCCAAAAUGUGGUCGGUACCAAUCACAGAAUUAUACAUCAACAGUCGCAGCCAGUGAAAGUGCCAAACAAUCGAACUGGCGCCCAGGAAGAAAGACUGCAGCAACAGGAAAAACUUGGACAAAAAGCCAACGAUAGUGCUGGCGACAGUCCAAGAGUAUUAGAGCAAAAGUGGCAGCCCAUGAAGGCAACCAUAAUAGCAGACUUCAAUACCAAACAGGUACUGCUGGUGGCAGGAGGGCAGCCGACUCAGUCGAUGGAAGGCGCCAACAAUGCAACUGGCACCAGACAAGGAGCUUUAGAACAACGCGGAAAGCCAAUGGGAGACGCCAACAAUAGACCUGGAGUCACUCAGGUAGUAACGGAUCAACAAGCACAGCCCACAGAGGGAGUCAACAAUAGAUCUGUCGCCAGAUAUGGUCUGGCAAAUUUUCAGCCACUGCCCUCGGAUAAAACUAGAAUCAAACAUUAUUAUGUAGAACCUGGACAAACACAUGGAUACUUUUUGGUUGAACCUGGAACCACUUACAUAGUUGUACACCGAAAGUCGCAGCCAAUGGAAGGUGCUAACAAUAGAACUGGAGCCAGAGAAGAAGUACUUGAGAAUCGGGAACAGCUUGUGCGAAAAACCGACGACACACCUGACGACAGUUCGACAGUACAACACGAAACACCAGCCAAAGUAGGAAAGUGCUGUGGCAGACAUGCCGUGCUGCCAUUGAUACUAGCUGAAAUAGGGCAGCGAGUGGAAGAACCCAACAACAUAACCGACACUAGACAAGUAGUGUUAGAACAACGGAUACAAUCUGUGGAAGAGGCCAAGAACAGAAUGGUGGCUCAACAAGCACAGCCCUUGGAAGCAGUCAACAAUAUAUCUAUAGCCAGAUAUGGUCAAGUAGGGUAUCAGGCACGGCCCACAGAUGCAGUCAACAAUGGAAAUGGCAACAGACGUGGUGAGGUAGAGCAACAGCCACCAAACUUGCAAGUGUCUACUAGUGCAGCUGGAGGCAGGCAAAAACUUGUAGGGCAAGCAGCACAUCCCAUGGUAGGAGACAACAGAGUAACUGCUGCCAGGCAAGAAGUGGUGGAGCAUCAACCACAGCCCAUCCAAGGAGCUAACACUGCAUCUGGGAGUAGAUCUAGAAUCUUAGAGCAACAGGUAGUGCCAGUGGAAGAACGCAACAACAGAGCUGGCUCCGGCGGUAGGGACGGAGACAGUCAUCUAGCACAGGCUGUGGGACGAGCCAUCAGUAGUAGCUCCGCCAGGGUUGGAAUUGUAGAGCGGGGGGCACAGCCAGUGCAAGCAUCCAACACAGAAGCUGUGAGGAGGCGGAGCAUGGGAGAGCAUCUUGCACAACCUGUGCCAAUGGAAGAACGCAACAACAGAUCUGGCUCCGGCAGUAGGGACGGAGACAGUCAUCUAGCACAGGCUGUGGGACGAGCCAUCAGUAGUAGCUCCGCCAGGGUUGGAAUUGUAGAGCGGGGGGCACAGCCAGUGCAAGGAUCCAACACAGAAGCUGUGAGGAGGCGGAGCAUGGGAGAGCAUCUUGCACAACCUGUGCCAGUGGAAGAACGCAACAGAGCUGGCUCCAGCAAUAGAGAUGGAGACAGUCAUCUAGCACAGGCUGUGGGACGAGCCAUCAGUAGUAGCUUCGCCAGGGUUGGAAUUGUAGAGCACGGGGCACAGCCAGUGCAAGGAUCCAACACAGAAGCUGUGAGGAGGCGGAGCAUGGGAGAGCAUCUUGCACAACCUGUGCCAGUGGAAGAACGCAACAGAGCUGGCUCCAGCAAUAGAGAUGGAGACAGUCAUCUAGCACAGGCUGUGGGACGAGCCAUCAGUAGUAGCUUCGCCAGGGCUGGAAUUGUAGAACAGGGGGCACAGCCAGUGCAAGGAUCCAACACAGAAGCUGUGAGGAGGCAGAGCAUGGGAGGGCAUCUUGCACAACCUGUGCCAGUGGAAGAACGCAACAACAGAGCUGGCUCCGGCAGUAGGGAUGGAGAAAGUAAUCUACUUAGUGCCAGGCAUAGAAAUGCAGAACGAGCACAGGCUAUGGGACGAGCCAUCAGUAGUAGCUCCGCCAGGGUUGGAAUUGUAGAGCAGGGGGCACAGCCAGUGCAAGGAUGCUGCUGCGAAGCUGUCUCCAGACGAAGCAUAGGAGAGCACCGUGCACAACCUGUGCCAGUGGAAGUACGCAACAACAGAGCUCUCCCAUGCUCCAGCAGUAGGGAUGGAAACAGUAAUCUACUUUGUGACAGACAUACAAAUCCAGAACGAGCACAGGCUGUGGGACGAGCCAUCAGUAGUAGCUCCGCCAGGGUAGGAAUUGUAGAGCAGGGUGCACAGCCAGUGCAAGGAUCCAGCAGUGACGCUGGCAACAACAGGCGGAGCACGGGAGAGCAUCAUGCACAACCUGUGCGUAUUGCCAGGCAACGAGUAGUACUGCAACGCGCACAGUCCAUGAGUUCGGCCAACAGGAGAGCUGGCACCAGCAGGGGUCGUCCGAUGGAUGACGGCAGGUGGCAGCUUCCUGAUUCAACAGUCGAUGAGAACAACAGGCGAAUUGUUCAAGAGCCUCCACGCGGAAUGCACUGGCUUCGCACAUACACUGAUAAUGAGGCCGAGGGAGUGGUUAUUGAUGGUAGCAAUCCAUCGCAGCGAAACCGCUCACAUGCUAAUGAGGCAGAACGCGAUACAUCUUCACCCGAAGUCGUCGUCCUCGCAGAGCUGCCCCCAACUCGUAUCUCAAGGGCCGUGGGUGAUUCAGCUUCCAGAAGCAGCAGCAGUAGAGAUGAACUUUCUCCCGAUGUCAUCUUAGUCGCAGAAAUUCCGACGGGACGUAAUGUACGGAUGAUGAAAGUCUUGUCGAGAAAAUGGCGAAUCGUCCGUCACUGUGGCACUUGUCAAAUGUGUCCUAUAGAGGUGACAGGGCCAAGGACAAUACAUGGGCUGAGAUUGCCAGUGAAACUGCAAAAACAAGCUAUGUGCCCCAAUCAACAGCAACAGCAAAGCGAGGCCCAGCCAAGUGGCUCAGCCCAGCAAGGCAGUUCAGCCCAGGCAAGUUUCUCGCCUCGUCCAGGUUGCUCAUACUGGGGAGAGGGCUCAGUCCAGCCAGGUCGCCCAGUCUCAUCACGUGCCCAUCCCCAACCAUGCCACUCGUCAUUUUCAUGUGGCCCUCACCGACCAUCAGCCCAGGCAGGUGGCUCACGAUGGCCAAGUGACUCAGCUGAGACAAGUGGCUCAGCCGAAUCAGGUGGUUCGAGCCGAGCCAGUGGCUCGUCUGAGUCAGAUGGUUUAAAUCGAACCAGUAGCUCACCCGAAUCAGAUAGAUCAAGCCAAACCAGUGGCUCAGCUGAGUCAGAGGGUUCAAGUCAAGCCAAUGGCUCAGCUGAGUCAGAUGGUUCGAGUCGAAGCAGUGGCGCCGCCAGGUCAGACAGUUCAAGGCGAGCCAGUGGCUCAGCCAGGUCUGUUGCUUCAAGCCGAGCCAGUGGCUCAGCUGAGUCCAGUGGUUCACGUCGUGCCAGUGGCGUAUCCCGGUCACGUGGUUCAUCAUCACCCAGCGGAUCAGCGUCCUCAAGUGGCUCAACCAGGUCCUCUAGAACAGCACAGGCGGGCAACUCUCGAGAUGCAGACUCAUUCUCUGAGGACACUACUUCAGAUGACUCAUACGAUGAGACAGACCUGAGCUCAAGAGUUCCUUCUACUGACACUCGCAAAGGUCAAAUAGCGUUUUUGAGGAGGCGUGACAUAUACAAAGGUAUUGACUUCUACGUGACUCAAGUUUAUGAAUAUAAGGAACUUAUGGACUUGUCCAGAAUUUUUGAGUUGAGCUCAGUUGAUGAGGACACUGACAUCGACAUGUACAUGCCAGCGGGGAAUGAUUCUGAUGAUGAAGGGGAAGAAAGUCAUGCUACUCGUGGCCAGAUAUCAUUUUCACAAGGUGAAGAGGCUCAGUUUAACAUAAUAUCAGAGAGUGAUUCUGAGGAGGAGGAGGAAGAAGAAGAAGAAGAGGAGGAGGAAGAGGAGGAGGAUUCUUCUGAUGACCAGGUACCCACUGGCAAGAAAAUGAUUGUUAAGCGUCAGAGGCCAUCCACAAAUGGUCGUACAAAAAGGAAGAAGAUUCAAGUGAAGAGGAAAUCACAAGCUGGACGAAAGAAGAGAAGGAAAAUGUGAAAUGGUUCACUGAUGAACACAUCUUUCUGGUUUAUUUCCUUAAAGAAAUGAUUAUCUAACUUAAAAAGAAGUAUCUAUAUAUUUGGUGUGCCAAGUUAUCUUAUAAGUAUAAGCAAAGAAGAAGUUAUAAUCAUUCAUCAGCAAUGUUUAUGCAGUAUUCAGAGAAGCAAAUAUUAAGAAUUGUCUGUUUUAUAUUAUUGUUAUUAUUCACGGAAUUAUCUGUGUUAAUUGUGAUGUUGCCUAUAUUGUGUUAGUUGUUAGCAAUAUCCCAACAGUACUGUAGUAAACUAGUGUAAUAUGCUAUUUAAUAUGUAUUAUUGGUGUCUGUCAUCUGCAAAAAAAUGUAUUUCCUUUACAGCACAAACAUCAACUGAAAAGUGAUGUGUAUCUUGAUUCACACAUAUUUCAGCAUCUCUGUGCCGUCAUCAGUGGUAACAUAGAGAGAGGUAUAGAAAUCUAUUUGGAAUAGAAUCUAAAACAGAUUAUUUUCAAAUGGCAUAACAUUUUACAUGAUGUUUUACCAUGGCACAAAAAGAGUUAAUCCUCCUUCAUACAUUAAUUAUGUCACCACAUAAUGUUUGUGCUAUGAUGGGAAUGAUUGUCCUGUAUUUACUUAGUAGAAAUGUAACUUUUUUUUAUAGAUAUCAAUAUUAAUAGGCUCAUAUUAUAGCUGUUAAGUUACUUCUUAUUAAUAAGUUCAUGUUGUUCAGUUACGUCUGGUGUCCGCAAUCAUAAUCAGAAUCACAUAUAAGGAAUCUUCUGAAAUUUUUCAAUGUCUGGGCUGUUCCUACUGUUGUAUGUACAAGGGAUAGAAUUGGAAUUUUUAAAAUUCAUAUUAAAAGGUAAUUUCAAUGCUCAUUGUAACUGUACAAGACAGUACCUACAUAUCUCCAUGAGUGACGAGAAGUUAUUACAAGAAAUUUUACUGUUCUUCUCAGUAAAUCCAUUGUUUCUGCUGUGUCAUCAGAUGUGGAACUAUUUUUGUAUAUAAAUCUCCACACCAACAGUCUUGUAUAUCUUUGUAGAGACUGACAUAAAUAGUUUGUGGAGUAAUAAGGUUUCUGAGUCGCAGUUGAAAAGGUAUGGGAACUUUAGUUUUUGAACAUGCUAUUGUACUACAGGAAUAAAUAUCAAUAGUUAUGAAACUGUACACUUUUGAUAUCAUAUGUGAAAAGAAAUUAACAAUUUCAAACUUAUCAAUAUAUUUUAUGUGAAUUUGGAAUACUUAAAACAGCUAUUUUGAAAUCAUAUAAGUCAUAUUUUUGACUCAUUGCUCUGAGACACCAUUAUGUGAUUUGUUUCUUAAUCUUAUUUAGUAAUUAUGUUAUUCCUGUAUAUUUAGAGUUUAUAUGUUUUUUGUGGUUACAUUUAUAAUCAUUUCUUCCUUAUCACUCUAUGUUAAAACAAUUUUUAUGCAGUUGUCGUAAUACAUGUCUCUUUCUUGAAUAGCUUGUUCCUUAUUUUGACAUUAACACUUUAUUUAAUUGUUCUGUAACUGGAUGAUUUCACCAUUUUGCACAUUAUUGUUGCAUAUCAUAAUAACAAUUAUUAUACUUACAGUGUAUUAUGAUCCACACAGCUGUGUGAAACUCUUGGUAGGGACAUCAUCACAUUUAACUUUUUCGUCACUCUCCUGUGUGGGUUAAAUAUGCUGUAAGCAUAACAGUUUUUAUUGUAAUCUAGCUUGAUAGUGUCCUUGGUGUGAAAAUAACUACCUGCCUAAUGAUGAAAUAAAGUGCUUAUUGCAAAAUAAAAGAACAUACUAUAUAGAAAAAUCAAUUCCUUUAAGUAUAUUAAUAUUGAUUCAUAUAUACUGAUUGUAUGCUUCAGUGUAUAUUUUGAUAUUUAGUAGAUAUUGAUGUAUAAUAUAUAUUCUGUAUUUUUAAAUGUGACCCACUCUUUGGUGUUUAAUUUUUUUGAUGUCAAGAUGAGUACCAAAAGCUCCUUUGAUAAAUACACCAUUUCCUCAAAUUCUUGCUUGCCAUCCUCAAGAACUGGCCAGGGCAAAAGUUAUCUGAACAUCUGGAUACGAGUGUGAUGGAGCUGUCCAGUGCUGCUUUUCCUGUGCUUUCUUUUGUGGAACAAUUGAUUUAUGAUUAAAUUCACACAAGUGGAUGUGUUGUGGAUAUAAA
Schistocerca gregaria is the source of this 7365-nucleotide messenger RNA. RefSeq lists its product as uncharacterized. The transcript has 16 exons. Bases 41 to 5233 code for a protein of 1730 amino acids. The record is from RefSeq and is a predicted model, not a curated record. NCBI's taxonomy places the organism in Eukaryota, Metazoa, Arthropoda, Insecta, Orthoptera, Acrididae.